Molecule: messenger RNA, 510 nt
Organism: Acanthosepion pharaonis
Lineage: Eukaryota; Metazoa; Mollusca; Cephalopoda; Sepiida; Sepiidae
Source: the annotation of a GenBank genome assembly
AUGACAUCAUCGACGAGAUACCACAGGAGCGAGUCACACCAGAAAAAAAAUGAAACACAUUUCGACAAGCUUCUCUCGGCGGUGCACAACCACUUCAACCCGGAAAACGACACGGAAUACAACCGAUUUGUGUUCCGGAAAAUUAAACAAAAUAGCCCUGGCAUCGAAGAAUUCUACCGCAAACUAAAGGAAGCUGCGUCCACGUGCCGCUUUUCCGACAUGGAUUCCGAGGUGAAGUCCCAACUAAUCACAGGCUGCCUGUCGGAUAAAGUCCGCCAGAAGGGACUCAUGAACUCGGAUAUGUCACUACAUGACUUAAUAAACUACGCAAGGACAACGGAGACGAUAGCGUCGGACCUACAAACAAUGCGACUGGAAGACAACAACAUCGCUACUGCUACAACCGCCCCAAUAAACAAAGUCGCGGACGAACAGCGCCGACUAAGCAACUAUCCCCAGCAAUACCGGUGCAGGAAUUGUGUCGGAGUUACCUCCUCCUUCUGUCCUUGA